Molecule: messenger RNA, 294 nt
Organism: Mesorhabditis belari
Lineage: Eukaryota; Metazoa; Nematoda; Chromadorea; Rhabditida; Rhabditidae
Source: the annotation of a GenBank genome assembly
AUGUCUCACGAGCUUUGCGAUCUUUCAAUCAGUGAGGUUCAAACGUACAAUCAAUUAUUUUCUGGGCUUCACAAGGAAUUGUCUGAUGGCCUUCAAGGAUUUGAUCGGAAGCUGUUGAAAAAGAAAAGAGAUCUCACAAAUGCGUCGACCUUUGAAGAUUUAAAGGAGAAACAUAAAAAGUGCACAGAACUGACGAAGGAUCUCGAGAAGUGCUCCGAAGAAUACAUGCCCCACUUACGCAAAUACGAAAAAAGAGUCAAAGAAUUGAUGAAAACUCUCGAUGAUGAUCCGAAU